This is a messenger RNA of Amborella trichopoda, 7385 nucleotides long. It is a transcript of the gene PIE1, whose product is annotated as SNF2 domain-containing protein / helicase domain-containing protein. Gene Ontology annotation, biological process: chromatin remodeling. NCBI's taxonomy places the organism in Eukaryota, Viridiplantae, Streptophyta, Magnoliopsida, Amborellales, Amborellaceae. Gene Ontology annotation, cellular component: Swr1 complex. The record is from RefSeq and is a predicted model, not a curated record. Gene Ontology annotation, molecular function: ATP binding; ATP hydrolysis activity; histone binding.
AGGGCAUAUUCGUCCAAUUGCAAACCCAACUGUGUGCAUGCUAUCGAGGUGCGAAAUCGGGAAUCAAAUAAAAAAUCUUCUUCUCCCCUUCUCUCUCUGCAUUAAUCUCAGUUUAUUGUUUUUCAUCGCCAUCCUCGUUCAUAUUGCGAAGAGGUUUUGCCUCUUUUUAAGCUCCACCGCCAUUCCUUUCCACUUCUGUUAACCCGGAGCUUCAAACAAUGGCGAGGUACUUUUCCGGAAUCAGGCUUUUGGAUAGGCUGGAUAGGUUGAAUAUUCUUCACAGCAUGUCAAGCCCAUAUGCCAUGAUAUAAAGAUUUGCGAGGAAACCAUGACCUCGAAAGGCCCCAGAUCUAAGCUUGAUCAUGAAUCAAGAGCCAGACGCCAAAAGGUUCUUGAAGUGCCUAAAGAGCCUCGUCGUCCAAAAACACAUUGGGAUCAUGUCUUAGAAGAAAUGGUUUGGUUAUCGAAGGACUUUGAGUCAGAGAAAAAAUGGAAGCUGGCUCAGGCAAAGCGGGUGGCUAUAAGAGCUAGUAAGAGUUUGUUAGAGCAUGCCACAUUAGGAGAAAGGAAAGUGAAGGAAGAAGAGUUGCGAUUGCGAAAAAUUUCUCUUGGAAUAUCCAAGGAUGUGAAGAAAUUUUGGAUGAAAAUAGAGAAACUGGUUUUAUACAAACAUCAGCUAGAGCUGGAAGAGAGAAAGAAGAAAGCUCUUGAUAAACAGCUUGAUUUUCUUCUGGAUCAGACUGAAAGGUACUCUACGAUGCUGGCAGAAAACCUUAUAGAUAUGCCAUUCCCUUCCAAGCAAGGGAUCCCAUGCGUGAAGCAGCCAUUAGCAUUAGAAUCAGGACAGGAGCAGCCAGCUGAUCAAAGUGAAAAAGGGGAUGAAGGGGGUUUUAUUGGAAGUCCAGAACACCCUGGUUCGUACUCAGAUAAUGUGGAACAUGAUGAAGAUUUUGAUAUGCACUCUGAAGAGGAAUCGGAGGAUGAUGAGCAAACUAUGGAAGAUGAUGAGGCUCUCAUAACUGAGGAAGAACGGAGGGAGGAACUGGAAGCUUUGCAAAAUGAGGUUGAUAUGCCUCUAGAAGAGCUACUCAAGCGUUACAUGGGUGAUCAGGCUAUUGGGGUUAAAAUUUCAGAGAGCAGUAACGAUGCUGCAAUUGAGCCUGUGUUGGAAGAAAAAGGUCUUAUCAAUAGUACAAGUGGAACUGUCAUGAAGGAAAUUAAUAAUAAAAACAGAAAAGAGAGAGCUAGUUCUGAUUUCUCUAGUGAACUAGUAAUUCCAGUUUCUGUAGAUGAAGGAAACAAAUAUUUCAUGUGUAAACCUUUUGAAAAUUCAAUUAUAGCAGAUAUGGCUACGGAAGGAAAAGGAGUUCUCCAAUCUGAUGGAAAAGAGAUAGAAACAUGUGAUGGAAAAGUCCCUGCUGCAAAUCUUGCAAGUGUUAGUAGGGCAUCUUUACCAGAAAAACAACACCAAAGUGAUGAACAUCAUGUGGUUUUUACUCCUGUAAAAGUGAAAGAAAGUAACGGUGAAGUAUGCAUUUUGCAAAAUGGCAGUGCCUUGGAUGAAGAAUCUGGGCAUCUUGAUUUUGGUGAUGAAUUGGAUGAUAUAGAGUACAUCCUCACAGCCGAAGAUGAAAAGGAUGAUGAGACUACCUUGGCUGAAGAGGAGGAAUUUGCCAAAAGCGAAGCUAAUGACCCCUCAGAUGAGAUCAAGUUACUGCAGCAGGAGAGUGAAAUGCCCCUAGAAGAGUUACUUGCGAUGUAUAAAAUGGAUACCUGCAAGGAUGAAGAUGACCUCUCUGCAUCUGAAUGUGCUUCUACCAGUUCUGAGGAACAAGUUGAUCAUUCUGGGAAUAAGGAAGUAAAAGGGGAAGAUUCUGGUCCAGAUGAAGAUAGAGAUGGUCUGACAGUUUUGCCAAGUGACUCCACGGAAAUUGAGUCAUUUUCCCCAUUGAAACAUUCUGUAAUGCAAAAACUCAAAGGAAAGCUCGAAAACAGAACUGAAGAAGGGCGGGAAAGUGAGAAUAUAAUUGCUGAUGCAGCAGCUGCUGCCCGAUCAGCACAGCCAACCGGAAACACUUUCUUGACAACAAAAGUGCGUACAAAAUUUCCAUUUCUUCUCAAGCAUCCCCUUCGUGAGUACCAACAUAUUGGUUUAGAUUGGCUUGUGACAAUGUACGAGAAGAGACUGAAUGGAAUUUUGGCUGAUGAAAUGGGGUUGGGAAAGACAAUUAUGACUAUCUCUCUUUUAGCGCACUUGGCUUGUGAAAAGGGAAUAUGGGGACCCCAUCUCAUAGUUGUCCCCACCAGUGUUAUGCUCAACUGGGAAACUGAGUUCCUGAAAUGGUGCCCUGCCUUUAAGAUUCUAACCUACUUUGGAACUGCGAAAGAACGAAAGAAUAAACGGCAAGGCUGGUUAAAGCCCAACUCUUUUCAUGUGUGCAUAACAACUUACAGGCUUGUCAUACAGGAUGCAAAGGUUUUUAAGCGAAAGAAAUGGAAGUAUCUGAUUCUGGAUGAGGCUCACCUUAUAAAGAAUUGGAAAUCCCAGAGGUGGCAAACCCUGUUGAACUUCAAUUCUAAGAGAAGAAUUCUGUUGACAGGGACGCCUUUGCAAAAUGACCUCAUGGAGCUAUGGUCUUUGAUGCAUUUCCUGAUGCCUCAUGUUUUUCAGUCCCAUCAGGAAUUCAAAGAUUGGUUUAGCAAUCCAAUCUCAGGCAUGGUUGAAGGACAAGAUAGGGUCAAUAAGGAAGUGGUUGAUCGUCUCCACAAUGUGUUGCGCCCUUUCAUUCUGAGGCGGUUGAAACGGGAUGUAGAAAAGCAACUUCCCAAGAAGUAUGAGCAUGUCAUAUACUGCCGAUUGUCAAGAAGGCAGCGCAAUUUAUAUGAGGAUUUUAUUGCCAGCUCAGAGACACAAGAAACAUUGGCUAGUGCGAAUUUUUUUGGGAUGAUUAGUAUCAUAAUGCAACUUCGGAAGGUGUGCAACCAUCCCGACCUUUUUGAAGGCCGUCCUAUCAUAAGCUCAUUUGAUAUGGUUGGUAUUUACAUGCAACUGAGUUCUUCUGUUUGUACAGUACUAUCCUCUGGCCCAUUAUCUAAAGUAGAUCUAAUGGGUUUGUCAUUUUUAUUCACUCAUCUUGAUUUCAGCAUGACUUCUUGGGAAAAUGAAGAGUUUGCUGCAAUUGCGACCCCUUCGAAUGUCAUUGUAGAGGUUAACAGCGUUGACAAAAUUGGAAAGCUGUCAGGAUACUGUGAGCGUAGGAAGAGAACACCUGGGAAUAAUAUUUUUGAGGAAAUUCAAAGAGCUCUUAUUGAGGAAAGAGUGAAAGAGGCUAGAGAACGGGCAGCAUCUUUUGCGUGGUGGCAUUCAUUGCUGACUCGCAGGAAACCUACGUAUGGCACAAAUCUAAGGGAGGUUCUUACCAUAAAACAUCCUGUUCUUGAUAUUCAUCAGCAAAAGAUGAAACCCUCAGACUACAUGAAUUUUUCAUCAAAGCUGGGGGAUAUUAUUUUGUUGCCUACUGAACGGCUUAAGCAAGUGUUUCACUUGGUUGAAUGUUUUAUGUUUGCAAUUCCUGCUGCGCGUGCCCCUAUGCCUGUUUGUUGGUGCAGUAAGCAGGGAUCUCCAGUUGUUCUCCAUCCUGCCUUUAAGGAAAUCUGCACAGAGGUUUUUGGUCCACUUUUAGCACCAAUAAGGCCCGCUAUUGUGCGGAGGCAAGUCUAUUUUCCUGAUAGACGGCUUAUACAAUUUGAUUGUGGUAAGCUACAACAACUUGCAAUCCUGUUGAGACGCUUGAAAUCUGAAGGUCACAGAGCAUUAAUAUUUACACAGAUGACCAAAAUGCUUGAUAUUUUGGAGGCAUUCAUUAGCCUGUAUGGUUACACGUACAUGCGCCUAGAUGGUUCCACUCAACCUGAGGAGCGACAAACACUGAUGCAGAGGUUUAAUACAAAUCCAAAAAUUUUUCUUUUUAUUUUAUCAACGAGGAGUGGUGGUGUUGGAAUCAACUUGGUUGGGGCAGACACGGUCAUCUUUUAUGACAGUGACUGGAAUCCUGCCAUGGACAACCAGGCACAAGAUAGAUGCCAUCGAAUAGGGCAGACAAGGGAAGUCCAUAUUUACAGGCUAAUAAGUGAGAGUACAAUUGAAGAGAAUAUUUUAAAGAAAGCAAACCAGAAACGUGCUCUUGAUGAUUUGGUUAUUCAGAGUGGUGGUUAUAACACAGAAUUCUUCAAAAAGCUUGACCCCAUGGAGUUAUUUUCUGGCCACAGAACUGUUAUCGAUGAAACUAUGCCUAAAGGGGACCCAAAUGCUCUCCAAAAUUCUAGCAGGGAGGCCCUUUUAUCGAAUGCAGAAGUGGAGGCUGCUCUGAAACUUGCAGAAGAUGAAGCAGACUAUAUGGCUUUGAAGAAAGUUGAACUGGAAGAGGCAGUGGAUAAUCAGGAGUUCUUAGAAGAAGCUAUGGGUAGGUUAGAAGAUGAUGAAUAUGCAAAUGACGAUGAUGGAAAGCCCGAUGAGAAAAGAGCUUGUGAAGACAACAUUGUUACUGAUAGGAAGUAUAAGACUAGUGGUGUCAGUGUAGCUGAGUCUAUUGAAAAUGAAGACAAGGCUCUUAUGGUAGCAGGUGAGGAGGAUGAUCUUGAUAUGCUGGCUGAUGUCAAACAGAUGGCAGCAGCGGCAGCUGCAGCAGGACAGGCAAGUUCAUCCUUUGAAAAUCAGCUACGCCCUAUAGACCGAUAUGCAAUGCGGUUCCUGGACCUUUGGGACCCUAUAGUAGACAAAUCUGCUAUAGAAUCUCAGGUCAGGUUUGAGGAGACAGAAUGGGAAUUAGAACGUCUUGAGAAACUCAAGGAGGAUCUAGAGGCUGAGAUUGAUGAAGAUGAAGAACCUUUGCAGUAUGAAAGCUGGGAUACGGAGCUUGCAACGGAAGCGUACCGGCAGCAUGUUGAGGCCUUAGCUCAGCGUCAGUUAAUGGAAGAGCUAGAGUCAGAAACUAGAGAGGCAGCUGAUGACGAUGAUCAAGGAGACACAAACAGGAAGGUGAAAUCAAGUGACCGUAAGACCAAAACAAAAAAGAAGACAAAGAAGGCAAAAUUCAAGUCUUUGAAGAAAGGAGCCCUGGCGUCCGAUUCAGAAGCAUUGCCUGCAAUUCCAAUACCAGAAGCUCCAGAAAUAUCCAAAGAGAAAAAGACGCCUAGCAGUGCAGCAAUUUCAGUAAGCAAUAAGAAGAGGAGAGCUCCUAAAUUACCCAAUGAGGGGAAAAUUCAAAAGAAGGGCUCAAAGAAACAUAAGAAAGGAGGCACUGUUGGUACUCAUGUUGUGGGCUCAGAAAGUCAAGAUAAGAACUCUGAAAUUGAAUCUCCGAACACAAUAGGCAUCCAUGAUGUUGAUGUGAAACCAGCAAGCCGGAGCAAAAUGGGUGGGAAGAUUUCUAUAACGGCUAUGCCUGUAAAGCGGGUUAUGGUUAUCAAAUUGGAAAAGGCAAAGUACAAGAAAGAGCAUAUCCCUAGUCCAGAUUCUUGGACAACGCAAGAAGAUGCUUUAUUGUGUGCCAUUGUACACGAGUAUGGAUUGCACUGGAAUCUAGCAAGUGACACACUUUAUGGUAUGCCAGCUGGUGGGUUUUAUAGAGGGAGGUUUCGCCACCCUGCCCAUUGUCUCAAGAGAUUCAGAGAACUAUUCCUAGGCCACAUAUCUUCUGCAACAGAAAAUCCCAACACUGAGAAGAACCAUUCAGGGGGUGCAAAGGCUCUUCUUAAAGUAACCGAGGAUCAUGUCCACUGGUUGCUUGACGUGGCAAGUGAUCAACCUGACAACGAGCUUCUCCUUCAAAAGCACUUCACAGCCAUACUUUCGUCUGUGUGGAGAGCGCGUUCGUGCUAUGACCAUAUCCAUGGCCCAAUGGCCUCUCGGAAUUCCUGCAGUCUAGGCCGCGGUCAAAUUUCUGACAAGCUCAAAAGAGAACCCGCAAGGAGGUUUCUUGCACUAUCAAGCCGGAGCUCCAAGCUUGUUUCCAUGGCCCUCAAUUCGUCAUUUGGAAUUGAGCCAAGAGAGCAUCCAGUGAAUUACUUCUGGCAGCAGGUUCCACCCACUCCGUCGAUGGAAAACAGGAAAGGUUCAGAGACAUUGGAGAUUAGGCUUGUGCUUGGGAAUGGAAAAGAUGAUUGGGGAGAGGGGUUUCCCUCUAAUAUUGACCUGCUCAUAAGUGGGUCAGAUCCAGAGCAGCCAGCUCCUCAAGAACAGCUGUCCAAAAACUUGCUACCACAACUGUCCUGCCAGAUUGCAGAGGUUCGAUUCAGGUUAGCAUCAAACUCUUGCUUUGAAGGUGAGGGCUACAGCUGGGCAUCAUCCGCAUUCCCCAUUUCAGAAUUUGUAAAGCACCGAUCCUCAAAGUCUUCCACACUAGGUAAACACAAGCUCUCAACUGAUCCUCACAAGACCCCAAAAUCAAAGCUAGCCAAGACCACGAACCUCAAUGAGGACACACAAUCUACUCUUGCUCUAGAAAUCCAUCACCCACCUGAACCAUCACCAGAAGUUCCAUCCUUAUUCUCCCCUGGGAAUUUGAUUCAUUGGCCCGACUCCGGUAUUGAGGAUCUUCAUCCACUCAUCGAAAAUUGGGAUGACCAUGCACCUCAGUUUUAUGACACUGUGUUCUUCGAGGCCCUCGAGGACUUGUCUUGGCUCGAUAAUCCCGGGUUUGAGUGAGUUUCCAUGAAUUUGAUAUCUCGUGUGUGCGGCCCAGUCUCAGUGAUAAGUUGAAGCGGAUGGCCAAAAAUCAGAUGAUAUUUAGCAAGACUGGCCAGAAAUUGAAUGAUAUAUUCAGUGAGGCAGCCGGGAACAUUGAUGAUAUAGUUUAACAAGGCUGGCUGGAAAUUGGAUGAUGAAUAGUGAGGCUGGCUAACGAUCAAAUGACAUGGUUAAGUGUGUUAACUGGAAAAUGGAUGGCAUGUAACUGGGCUAUAGCUGGAAAUUGGAUGAUAAUGAAGCCAGACAACUUUUUGGUGGGUUUUUUGCCAAAUUAUGGAGUGGCGGAAGUUUUUACUUGCCAGUUUUUUAUUUCGAUUAUUUGAGGCCACUUUGGGCGUAUAUGUACCAUAGCAAGAACUUGGGUGUAAAUUAUCUAUUUCUUCUUUUCCCUCUAUGCAUGAGUGGGAAAAAUGGUUGCAACGUUUUUGCAUUACAGGGGAAUACAAUGCUACAAGGAAAGUCUCACUUUUGCUUCUCCUUUUUUCCCUUGUCUGAUGGAAAAUCUGAGUCAUUUUCUCACGGGAUUUGUUGUGAAACAAAAUGAUGCUUUCAGAAAAGAAACUGGAAGUCUGGGAUAGGGAUAUUUUUCGGGGAGCAUAUUUGUACAUAUUCACCAUUUAGACAAAUUAUUCAAUUU